AUGAUGGAGGCGGUCGCCCGCGAUAACUACAAAUACGAAUACGACUACCGUGCUGUGAAGUUUUCCGAAUACGUGGACUCCAUCCGGCAGGGUAUUUAUCGCUACACGAACGGCUUGGAUGAGAUGGUGACGCGUUACCCGGACAUCGCGGAGGACAUGGGCUUGGAGCGCAUCGGGGUGCCCCAGGGCUGCCGGGCAUUGGCACUGUUCGUCAACGGAGGUGGAAAGGGCCUAGUGUGGCACAACGCCAACCACGUGAACUUAGUGGGCAUGUACAAAGGCACCAAGAUUUGGGACGUCCUGGAUGGCAAGUACUCGGUCUUCUUGGGCGUCCGAAUGGUGAUUGAUCCCUUCGGGACCGGGUUCAACUCAUUGAAGCUCAAGAGCACUUGGGAUCGGCUGCCGGUCCGUGAAGUGGUGCUGAAUGCCGGGGAUGUCUAUGUGAACCCGGGAUGGUUCUGGCACAAAGUGAAGCAUCUCCCGGACCCGGAGACGGGAUUGGUCUUCAUGAACAGCUGCCGCUGGUCUGAUGUCAAAGCCAGCCUUCUUGCACAACCUGCGCUGGAAUUCAUCCGGCACUUUGGCCAGUACACAUGGGUCUAUCCCAGCAUGCCCACCUUCCUACGUUGGGUGCCUUUCGCUCGAGUUCUUCAGGAUGGCAUUCGCGAGGCCAUGGGCUGGAUGCCCCGAUUCGGCGAGCCCGGGUAUGAGGAAGACUGCUACAGCUCCAAGCUGCAGGCGUGUGAGCGCAAGUUCAAGAAGCUGCAAGGGCUGAGCAAUGAAUGGCGAACCCCUGAUAACGAUCGGCACAUUGGCCGCAGCCUUUGGUUUCUGAAUCAAUACGACAGAUGUAAGGCAUUUGCUGCAAGCGACUAG
Messenger RNA from Effrenium voratum, 876 nucleotides. NCBI's taxonomy places the organism in Eukaryota, Dinophyceae, Suessiales, Symbiodiniaceae. The record is from the annotation of a GenBank genome assembly.